AUGGAUCAGGGGUCAGAGUUCAACAACGUGAAUACUAAAGAACAUUCGAACGCAAAUACACAAGAUCAAAUGGGCGUGAGCGUGGGUGGUCCGGAUGCAAGUCUGUCGGGUAGGUUUGGGUCGUGUCCUGAUUUUGCUUCACUCGACGCGCUGCUUCUAUCAUCGUGCAUAAAUAAUAUGAGCACGUCUGAGUUGGUGGCCAAGAUAAACAUCGAUUCCGGCGAUGCAAAUAUGAGCACACCUAAGGAGUUAAAUAGUACUGAGGUAGGCGAUAUGGAUUGGACAGAGGGCUUCCGGUCUAAAUCCGAGGAUGAUACGGCCAGUGCUGGUUAUGCGCAGGCUGCACAAGAGCGAGCCACAAAUACCUUGGUACAUAGGCACUCGUCACACAACCCUACGUCUGAUCACUUCCGAAAGCAUAACCAAUCCCUGCAGAUGUAUCUCAAUGACACCAAGGCCAAGCAACAACGUCAACCAGUGCAUCAGAAUAGUGUCGACAGUUUUGGAUCGUAUCAGGGACCAUAA
Molecule: messenger RNA, 525 nt
Organism: Sphaeroforma arctica JP610
Lineage: Eukaryota; Ichthyosporea; Ichthyophonida
Exons: 1
Coding region: 1-525 (174 amino acids)
Source: RefSeq, a predicted model, not a curated record